Messenger RNA from Gossypium raimondii (Peruvian cotton), 733 nucleotides. RefSeq names its product ferredoxin. Lineage: Eukaryota; Viridiplantae; Streptophyta; Magnoliopsida; Malvales; Malvaceae. The record is from RefSeq and is a predicted model, not a curated record. The coding region runs from base 70 to 507 and encodes 145 amino acids. Gene Ontology annotation, biological process: electron transport chain. Gene Ontology annotation, cellular component: chloroplast. Gene Ontology annotation, molecular function: 2 iron, 2 sulfur cluster binding; electron transfer activity. The transcript has a single exon.
CUUGCAAAGCUACCACUGCCAUAGCCAUUUUAGCCUUUGAAUUGAAACCCUCAAAAUUCCACUAAAAAAAUGGCCUCCACAGCUUCCCUCUCCACCGCCGUAGCCACCACCUCUUUCCUCCGCGGCCAUCCGGUGCCGAAAACCCUAAACUCCCUUCCUUUCAACCAAUCUCUUUUCGGGCUAAAACCCCAACGAAAUGGCCGUCUCACCAUGGCUGCAUUCAAAGUGACACUGUUAACACCCGAAGGACCCCAGGAAUUCGUGUGCCCCGACGACGUUUACAUCGUUGACCAAGCUGAGGAAGAAGGCAUUGAUCUUCCGUUCUCGUGUAGGGCUGGGUCUUGUUCUUCGUGUGCCGGAAUGAUUAAGCAAGGCUCCGUCGAUCAAUCCGACGGUAAUUUCCUUGAUGAUGACCAGAUUGCUGCAGGUUUUGUCCUCACUUGUGUUGCUUACCCUCAGAGUGAUGUUGUUAUUGAGACCCACAAGGAGGAACAGCUUACCGCUUGAUUAUAUAUGAUACUAUAUAAUAUAAUCAUCAACUAGACCAAGAUUUAAUCAUCUUUUUCCUGUCUGUUUGAUUUAUGUUUGUUCAGUUUGGUCGGAGGGAUGAUGUUCAUGUCCCUGUUUGUGGGAGCCUUUAAUGAGUUCAUUUGUAAUGGCAUUUCAUGCUUUAUUUUUUAAGGCUUUUUCUUCAUUUGUAGUGGUAAUAAAUCAACAUUGUUGUUAACCCUAA